This is a messenger RNA of Haemonchus placei, 894 nucleotides long. The record is from the annotation of a GenBank genome assembly. NCBI's taxonomy places the organism in Eukaryota, Metazoa, Nematoda, Chromadorea, Rhabditida, Trichostrongylidae.
AUGGCUCAGAUAGGUCACCUACAGGAAAGCCUGUCCAAACUGAAUUUCGCAUCUUUACUGGAAUUCUGUUCUAAAACUGCUCGGCCAGAUCGAGCUUUGAUGGCCAAACUUGUCGAUGCGUUCGAUAUGAUGACAGCACAAGAAACUGCCUUCUUAGGAGUUCUGAAGAACAUUGUGGACAUUCAUGAACAAGCUACCCAGGAUUUGGCUGCGGAAAAUGAAGCCAUGGGUAAACCUGAUGAGAAGAAAAACGAAUCCGUAGAAAUGGAGAAGAAACCGAGCGAGAAGGAGGGCGAAAAAGCAGAGGAAGGGGACGAGAACGACGAGGAGAUGAUCAGAGAGACGUUGAAGGAGUUGGAACAGGUGUCUCUACAAGCACUGGCAGCAGCUGAAUUGAACGAGAAACUUGUCGAAUCCCUGCAACGUCACAAGAAAAGCGUUACUGAGGCUUCAAAACUCCUCAUGAUAUUCGAAUAUGUAAAUUUUAUAUACGAGAGAACAUCUAUCUUGGAAUUGCGUAAGAACAAAACCGACGAGUUGAAGUCUGCUGCCAGUGCAGCUAUGGCCGAAGUGAAGAAAGCCAAGCAAGAAGUCUCUGCUAAUCGUGCCGAGAUUGUGAAAAAGCAACGGGAAGCAGAAGAGCUGAGGAAAGCGGCGCUCAAAGCUGGUAUCCAAGUCGGUGCUGAAGAAGAAAAGCACAAUGAAGAAAUCACUGCGGCAUUGGCGGCUGUUGUUAACGAUGUCGAACGAAUCCCUCCGAUUCCAGUAGUGGAAGAGCCAGUUGCGCCAGUUGCAGAACCUGAGGAUCCUCUAGAAGUUCGUCGAAGGCAAAUUCGAGAGAACAUCCGCAAGGAAAGGGAACGGUCAGUCAUCUACCUUCAUAAAGUGCGGUAA